Messenger RNA from Trichosurus vulpecula (common brushtail), 1272 nucleotides. RefSeq names its product zinc finger HIT-type containing 2 (gene ZNHIT2). The record is from RefSeq and is a predicted model, not a curated record. The transcript has a single exon. The coding region runs from base 5 to 1156 and encodes 383 amino acids. NCBI's taxonomy places the organism in Eukaryota, Metazoa, Chordata, Mammalia, Diprotodontia, Phalangeridae.
UGCCAUGGAGCCCGCGGGAUCGUGCGGCCUGUGUCCUCCGGGAGAGGCGAGGCCGGCGCGCUACACCUGCCCCCGCUGCAACGUGCCCUACUGCUCGCUGCCCUGCUACCGGGCGCACGGGGCGUGCGCCGAGGCCUUCUACCGUGACCAGGUGCUGGGUGAGCUCCGCGGCCGCACCGCCUCGCCCAGCCGCCUGGCGGGUGCCCUGCGCCGGCUGCGGCAGCAGCGCGACGCCGAGGCGCCGGAGGAGCGCCAGGGCCCAGGGGGCCUGUGGGAGCGACUGCAGCCCGCCGAAAAGGCGGCCUUCGAGCGGCUCCUGAGCCGGGGCGAGGCCGGGCGGCUGCUACCCCCGUGGCAGCCGUGGUGGUGGCGCGGCGGGGCUCCGGCGCCGCUGCUGGAGGAGCUGCGCGUGCGCGAGGAAGGCGCCGAGGAGCCCGCGCCCGAGCCCGACUCCGCCUCCGCCUACCAGGACGUGCCCGAGCCAGCGCCCGCGCCGCCGCCCGUGCCCAGCGCCAUCCCCACCUUGGCGCGGCUCAGCGGCGGCCGCGCGCCCUCGCCCCUACUGCGUUUCCAGCUGCCCAACGUGCUCUUCGCCUACGCGCACGCGCAGGGCCUCUACCACGGCGGCCUCGACGACGACCCCGCGCUGCUGCCGGAACUGUGUGCUACCGUGCUGGGCGUGGCCGGCGCGCUCGGCGCCCGCCAGGCCUUCCAAUCCACCAGCGAGGCGCUGCACGCGGCUGCGCAUGCGCUGACAAACGGCACGCACCCGCCAGGGCCGCUGGGCGCGCGGGGCGCCAUGCGCGAGGCUGCGCGCCUCCUGCUGGGUGAGAGCGCGCAGCCCGGCGUGCAGAAGGGCUACUGCCUGGCGGCGCUGUCGCAGCUGGCGCGCGCAUUUGGGCGCGCGCGCAACCUCGUGCCUGCGGGCGAGCUGCGAGAGCGCCUCUACCGGGCGCGCAAGAAGUGCCAGUACCUGCUGGCGUGGACCAACGAGCACGAGGACGCGCUCACGCCGCUGGCCUUGGACUGUGCGCAGGAGUACCGUGCCGAAGACGAGGAGGCCGGCCAAGUGGAGGCCCUGAGCGGGGAGCUGGAGCGCCUGUGGGGGGGCCCGCGCCCCCCGGCCCAGAGGACCCUGAUCCAGGAGCUGGCCUGAAGGCAGCUGGCCGCCCCCUCCCUCAAUAAAGCCACCUGGACCCUGACCCCGCCUCUUGAGCUCCAUCUGUCGGCCUGCGUUCUGCCCCGCCCCCAAUAAAACCACCCUGACACUGA